AUGGCUGCCACUAAUUCGGAGACAGAGGGUACCAGUGAUCAACUGCAAUACUCGAAAUGGAGAUACGUAUCAAUUGUCUUUGCCUCUUUUAUGAUCAACUUCACGGCAUGCGGCCUCCUAUUUAGUUUCGGAGUGUAUCAAGAACAUUACGAAGCUAUGAUUCCUACACCAGGCACUCCUUUCACUGGCGCCUCAUCCGCUACUAUUGAUCUCAUCGGGACCCUAUCAGCCGCACUGAUGACUAUAGUAGCUCCAUUUGUCAUGGCAUGGACAAAGUACUAUGGCCCUCGACCUGUGGUAUGCCUCGGUGGAAUACUGUUCAGUGUAGCUUCGGUUCUUGCAAGCUUUGGUAGAGCUCUGUGGCACUUCCAGCUUGCGCAAGGACUAUUGCUAGGGUUUGCCACCGGCUUUUCCUUUGUGCCUUCCAUGACAGUUGCCCCUACUUGGUUUGAAAAACAGAGAGGCCUGGCAAUGGGCAUUAUAUCUGCUGGCACAGGCAUAGGCGGCUUAGUUUGGACACCUGCAAUCUCGGCCUGUAUCAACAGCUUGGGAUUCCGAAACACAUUAAGGCUAGCUGGAUGUGUUGCUACAAUACUCAUCUGCAUCUCCGGGUUUAUUCUUGAAUGGGAGCCAUCAAUGGCGAAACAUCUCUCGGGACAAAACUCAGCUCUUUCCCCCAUCACUGCCAUAUUCAAAAUUCCUGUUCCUAGCAAGCAGACGGUCCGGCAAAGAGUAUUCUUUACACAAGCCGCCAGUACGCUAUUUCAGAGUGCUGCUUAUUACAUCCCAGUAUUUUUUACUGUCACUUAUACCAAGACGCUGGGAUAUACUGAAGAAGAAGGCGCAAAUCUAACUGCGGUAAGCAAUGCUUGUAACGCUAUUGGCAAGAUUGCUGUUGGGUUUAUCGCAGAUAGGUUGGGUAGGCUCAAUUCGUUCUUUCUGACAACUUUACUCACCGCUUUUGUUUGCGUGGGAAUCUGGAUUCCAAGCACACUAGUCGGGGAUAACAACGAAACAGCCGCCCGGGGUCUUUUUGUUAGUUUCACAGUCUUAUACGGACUACUGGCCAGCGCAUUUAUCAGCUUAUUUCCAGCCGCACUUAUCGAGCUAUUUGGUGUUCAAGAGCUGCCACGGAUUGCUGGUGUCAUGUAUAUGUUGCAAGGAUUGGCCACUCUUGUGGGUACACCUGUUGCAGGUGCACUCAUACGAGGAGAGGGAUCGUCUAGAAGCUCCAGCGACUACACUCCAAUGUCAGCAUGGGCUGGAGCACUUAUGGCUUCGGCUGCGGUUGCAGUUGCUGGAGUGAGACUCGAAGCAAUGAAAGGAUCGGGCAACGGAACACCGAAACGAAAGUGGAAGCUGUGA
Messenger RNA from Fusarium oxysporum Fo47, 1365 nucleotides. Its product is annotated as monocarboxylate transporter. Gene Ontology annotation, biological process: transmembrane transport. Gene Ontology annotation, cellular component: fungal-type vacuole membrane. The coding region runs from base 1 to 1365 and encodes 454 amino acids. Lineage: Eukaryota; Fungi; Ascomycota; Sordariomycetes; Hypocreales; Nectriaceae. The record is from RefSeq and is a predicted model, not a curated record. The transcript is spliced from 2 exons. Gene Ontology annotation, molecular function: transmembrane transporter activity.